Messenger RNA from Colletotrichum godetiae, 629 nucleotides. RefSeq lists its product as uncharacterized. NCBI's taxonomy places the organism in Eukaryota, Fungi, Ascomycota, Sordariomycetes, Glomerellales, Glomerellaceae. The coding region runs from base 308 to 610 and encodes 100 amino acids. The record is from RefSeq and is a predicted model, not a curated record. The transcript has a single exon.
AUGGUGCCCCUGCCCGGCGCAAUCUUGGCUCCAUUCGACUCUUUCCACUCCCAUUGACACCCCAAAUGGCAUACCCCGGCUUGUUCCAUUGCUCUAGCCUCUUGCUCCAUUUGCUCCAUUUGCUCCAGGGCUCCAGUGCCUCCAUUUGCCUCCUCCUUCCCCCCCCAGAGUGCAGGCAGGUCCAAGAGGGUCCUCAAAAGAUAGGUACGUAUCCCUCUCUCUGCAGUAGCGCGGGGUACGUACCGGCACGUAUUCUGGUGUUCCCUGCGCGAUGCACAUCCACAAUCUCGUCUAGCUCGUCCAUCCCAUGUCUGUCACUCACCAAUUUGCCCUUUCUCACUCUCGUCCCUCGCUCUCGUGGCUCUGUGGCUCUUUCACAGUCUAUCUGCUCUUUCUCUGUGUGUCUUGGGGUUGUCUCGCACACACCCGUCGGCCACUAACCAUGUACUUUGUAUCUGUAUCUGUAGAUGGCAAGGAUGGAGACCUUGCACCUGCUCUUCUGUACGGAGUAUUCGUACACACACCCCACUACUCCUCUUCCUUCUUCUCAAAAUACACUCCCCCCAGUCUGCCUCUCUCUCUAUCCCCUACUCACUGCGUCUCUGGCUGAACCAGGUCCAGAAUCCACA